AUGUUCAUGUGGUGGAAUAUUGGACAGGACAUAAUUGACGACAAAGGUCAAGUGCGGAGGAUCCGGCCAUUGAAAUACCUUCUGCUUCAACAAUACUGGGAUGACAUCACAGACUACAACACAAGGAGGAACAUCAACAAAGCGAGGGUGGUCAUGAAUGAAGUGGAAAGGAUUUGCCGGGAACGGGGGGUACUGGGACAAGGAGAAGAGAUUGUGCCGCAGAACCUGAUGCAAUGUUACAGUACAGGAUUUCGUCAAGUGGUUGAGACAGUUUAUGGGAAAGACGCAUGGGUGGACCUUGGCACGCGGAAACAGUUCUGUUCAUAUUCGUACAUUACUUACUACAAGAAUCUGGGAAUUGUAUGGAGAAACAAUCGCAGUCAAGGCGUUGCACCAACGUCUGAACAGAUUGUUGCAGACGCAUCAGCAGAUGAUG
Messenger RNA from Guillardia theta CCMP2712, 436 nucleotides. RefSeq lists its product as hypothetical. The transcript has a single exon. NCBI's taxonomy places the organism in Eukaryota, Cryptophyceae, Pyrenomonadales, Geminigeraceae. The annotation marks the transcript as partial. The record is from RefSeq and is a predicted model, not a curated record.